Messenger RNA from Ustilago hordei, 666 nucleotides. RefSeq lists its product as uncharacterized. Bases 1 to 666 code for a protein of 221 amino acids. The record is from RefSeq and is a predicted model, not a curated record. The transcript has 2 exons. NCBI's taxonomy places the organism in Eukaryota, Fungi, Basidiomycota, Ustilaginomycetes, Ustilaginales, Ustilaginaceae.
AUGGCAACCACUCCUUUUCAAUUCCUCUUCAUUCUUCUCCUCGCUCUAGCCUUGCUUUCUGGCAACAAUGCGGCAGAGUCGAAGAAGGCGGUGCCCUUCGGCAAACGCAACAUCGGUGGUCACUUCAAAGACUGGUAUCUUUCCAAGAUGACCAAGAACUAUUUUUGCACUGUCAACGGUCGAAUGGUUCCUGUAGACCCCCGCACGGGUCACAUGCUGCUUAAGGGUCUUCGCAAGCGCGACAUCACCGAUGCGUUCGACGAUCAGCUUGGUCAUUCCGCUAAGACUGAGACUGGGUCGUGCCGCACUCCAACCUGGGUCCUGCCCCAAGGCUGGACGCAGCCUAUUCCAGUGACGCAAUUUGUGGCGCAGUAUCCUUGGAUGGACGUGGACGAGAGAGGACAGAUGCAUUUGAAGCCUGAUUACAGAGCAUGGUUGGAGCAGCAGGGCGAGCUGAGGCAGCAACAGGCGGCUCAGGGUGGAGGACAGGCUCUUGAAGCCGGUGGUGCUACUGGUGCCGCUGCCAGAGGAGUAGUUCAGGACGGUGGUGUUGGAUACGUUCCUCCUUCGUUCCUGAAUGUUGGUACUGGCAUGACAACGAGUUCGGGUCUGGGUGGUAACAACUUUGGUAAUGGUGUAGCGGCUGGUAGUGCUGCACAUUUCUAA